This is a messenger RNA of Acanthaster planci (crown-of-thorns starfish), 3729 nucleotides long. Its product is annotated as dnaJ homolog subfamily C member 16-like. The record is from RefSeq and is a predicted model, not a curated record. Lineage: Eukaryota; Metazoa; Echinodermata; Asteroidea; Valvatida; Acanthasteridae.
CGUUAUUUGCAGAGCUGCCCUGUGAAUAGCCUUCAGACAAUCCGUUUUGCACCCAGACUCCAAUAAAGAAAAAGACAAGAAAGGUCGGAUUUUCACCAGUCUACGAUCUCAUCUGCUUGGUUAUUUCGCCAUUCCGUGUAAAUUUUGGACAGCAAAAAUGGGAGAAAAAAUAAUAAUGUGGUUAAUUUUUGUGGUUGUAAUAUUUAGUUUUGUACUACCAUGUGUUUCAUCUGACUUUACUGAUCCUUACUCUGUUAUUGGUGUGAGUAGAACGGCCAGUCAGAGGGAAAUCAAAAAGGCUUACAAGAAUCUCGCUCGACAGUGGCAUCCUGACAAGAACAGGGAGGAAGGGGCUGAGGAGAGAUUUAUUCAGAUUCAGCAGGCAUACGAGAUUUUGUCGAACGAGGAAAAGAGGGCAGAGUAUGACCUAUACGGCCACGUGGACACCGGCAAUCGGCCCCACCGCCAUCAUCACCGGCACGACCCCUUCGCUGGCUUCCACUUUGGCCAGGACGGCUUCCAGUUUCGCUUCACCAACCAGGGCUCGUCGGCUGGCUCAGACUCCCGCCGGGUCACGCUGGACAGGUUUGAGCGCGGCAUCCUGCCGGAGAGCCAGCGUAAGCCCUUCCUGCUGUUUGUGACGGGAGACUGGUGCUUCAGCUGUGUGCGGGUGGAGGAGGUGUGGAGGGACGCCGUACUUGAGCUGGAGAAACUUGGCAUUGGUAUGGGGACGGUGUAUGGGGACUAUAGCCGACCAUUGCUGAGAAAGCUAGGGGUGUACCAGUGGCCCUCCAUAGUGGGCGUCAUUGAGGGCAAGGUCGUCAUCUUUGACAGGAAACAAGUCAAUGUUGAGAAGUUGAAGCAGUUUGUGCAAGAGCUCCUUCAGGCUCAUGUGAUCUUGAAGGUCACAGAUGCAAACCAGGAGAUGUUUUUCUCCGGUUGGCAUAACGACAACCGGCCUCGCUCUCUCCUCUUCUCCCGUCGCUCCGGUCCGUCUCUUCUCUACCACCUCCUGGCAUUCAAAUACCGUCACCUUCACACCUUUGGCUUUGCCCAGAACCAGGGAGAGGAAACGACGGAACUCGUCUGGAAGUUCGACGUAUCGGCCCACGAACCUACCUUGCUCAUCUUCAAAGAAGACGGUGAAGAAUACGUGGAAAAAAUUCAGUCUUCAAAGAUUGAUACCUCCCUGCUCGAAGAUGCCGUCUCCAGGAACCAGUACCUGUUUGUACCCCGUUUGACGUGCCAGCCGGUGUACGAAGACCUGUGCCCAGAAUCUCCAGGGGUGUAUGGACGAAGAUUCUGCAUCAUCCUCAUCACCAAGAACCCCUUGGUCCACAAGGAGCACCGCGACUUCUUCCGUCAUGUGGCCAAGACCACGGACUCCUUCCCGGCAGACGUGCGGCUGGCCUACCUCUACCAGGAGACCCAGCAGGAGUUUGUGAAGGCGCUGGGCCAGUUGGCCCGCUUUGAUUCCGACGGCUCCAUUCCCGUUGCUGUCCUUUGGAGACAGAAUGGCAGAAAGGUGGCAUAUGAUUGGCUGCCCGAGGGUUGGCAUGGCAAUGAACCGCACAAAGACAAGGCAAGACUGGACUUCUUCCUGCAGCAAAUCGUGGACAAAAAAUUCAAGCUGGGCUUCCAGACAAUUCUACCAGAACUGAAAGAUGAGAAUGCUCCACACUGGAUCUUGCAAUGGGUGUACAGUUUCUGCAACCUGUUUGUAACGGCUGCCUCCUCCUUACAGCAACUUGUGUUCACCGCCUGGAAUGAGUCUUCUAUCGCAGUUCUGGUCGUCCUGGCGUAUCUGUUGGCAUUCCUCUUUGCAUUUGCUGGACUUCGACAUGCAGGUAAAGAAACCAUGGAGCCUGGAUCCGCUGGAAAUAUGUCGCGAGGAAAAGGAUAUGCAUCAGAGGUCAGAGGUCACUCACAACCAGACAGCUCCAAUCUUCGACUGAGGCACAUCCACAUGCGGGAGCUGAACGAGUUAACUUAUGAGAAGUUCUUGGCCAGUGGAAGACAGGGUCAUAUCCUGUUGCUUCUCCUGACAGACGAGGGCAGCAAGGACACGCUGUUUCAGCUCUUUAAGCAGGAAGCACACAUGCACAUAGCGAGUCACCCAUUCCUGAUACCAGCCUUCUUGAUGUUGGACAAGUACAGACGGUGGCUGGGAAGUCUAAGAUCCCACAGUGAGGACCCGCCGCCGUUUGCCACACCCAAUGGCUUAGGCACCAUACUAGCGAUUCGCCCCUCGAAAAGUUUCUACUUUGUCUUCAAGUCCUCGCAAGGUCAAAGGUCAAGGAGGCGACGUGACGAAAUAGACGUAGGCUUUGUUGGUCUCUUGGACAGCUCGGACUCUGAAUCUGAGGAAUAUGCUGAGGCGGUCUCAUUAGAUGGACUAACUAUGUGGUUAGAUCGACUGCUGGAUGGGAGUCUACCAAAGGUCACUGUGACUACAUGGCCAUUGCUAGAAUGAUGAAUUUUUUGGGGAGGGGGCGGGGGUUUAGUCUGUCUUGAGAUUUCACGGUCAUGCACUUUGCAGCAUUGCGACUUUUGCAAAAAACAAUUUUCCCAGGAAAAGCCCAGCCAUAACGGCCUCUUCAGAGCCAAUGUUUGUUCUACUGGCCCUGGAGAAUGCUGAUUUACUUGCCACUCACACUUGUUGCCAACUAUUGACAAGACCCUGCAAACUGUAGCCAAGUUCUGGCUUACUCAUCAGCUACUCUCCCAAGGAAGAUGGCUUUUUGAUCAGCUGCUCUUCGGUAGGUGAGACGGUGGUUGUCAUGGCGAUGUCCUCUCCUCUUGAGAGAACCCUUUGUUUCCUGCUGAUGCUUUUCUCACGCUUUGAUAAUACUGUGGGAUGUACAUGCACUGGAAUUACCUUCCACACCACAAAUACAGGAAUCAGCGCAUGCAGGGAGCGUCUCGGUCCUCUGGAUAUUGUUGCUAAGCAACAACGCAACCACAGUUACAAGUCGUGAAGCUGACAUGGUAUGAUGCUUACACACAGGUCAAAUGAACGUGCUCCAACAUUGCUUCCCCCCAAGAAGGGCUGAACGCACGCCUCCAAGAGUCAAGAAUGCACACAAUGCUUGCAUGAGUGCGCUCAGCAAAUUACGUCACAUUUGUGUCAGCUUGUCUAUUUUGAUUUGUGUGAAUACUGAAAAGUUUGGAUAAGAACUCAAAAAAACUUGUGACGGAGUAGCAGUUUUUGAGAAAUGAGGCGAACUGCUUAAAAUAUAACUAAGAAUCGUAUUUCUGAGGAAGACUUGCUUGCGGAAACAUUUUAAAUGCAUAGAAGUAUUUCGUUUGUUGCAAUAUAUUUAAAUGACAUCUCUAUGGCUGUAUUGAAUGAGAACACGUCCUGUGUACAUUUUGUUUCUUUUUAACUUAUUUCAAAUGUAAAAAGAAGUAUAAUUCCUAAUACACGUAUCAUGAUAUUUAUGGUUCCACAUAUGCAAAUCCCUGUUGUCGACUUUACACAUUCAUUGUCUGGAACAAAUUGUUUAAUGACUCUGAUUUAUUAUUGUAAUUCAUUCUUAGCACGAGAGGUAGACUGAGUGAUUCGAUUUUCAGGGGUUCAACGUUCUUCCAUGAAAACAAGAAACACAGACCUAAAAGUUAAGGAUGAUCCCCAAACCAGUUUUACAUAUAUGUAAAGUAAAUAGUAGUGUUAUAUGUAUGUGUAAGUCAGAAAAAGAAAUUAAAAUCACUGUAAUCAACGGGAUUUUA